Messenger RNA from Topomyia yanbarensis, 2394 nucleotides. RefSeq lists its product as uncharacterized. The coding region runs from base 1 to 2394 and encodes 797 amino acids. The transcript has a single exon. NCBI's taxonomy places the organism in Eukaryota, Metazoa, Arthropoda, Insecta, Diptera, Culicidae. The record is from RefSeq and is a predicted model, not a curated record.
AUGGAAAAGCUCAUUCGUGAGCGAAAAUCACUUGAGCCGCGACUCAAACGCGUGUCCGAUUCAGUGCUAAAAUUCAAGCCAGAAACGGCUGAAAAAGUCGAUGUGCAAACAGAAUUGGACGCGCUCCAUGAUAUUUGGGCUGCUUAUUGUUCAGUGCACAAAAGAAUUUUGGAUGCUAGUACGAACGACGAAAUGUAUGAUGACGCCAUUGAGCGACUGUGCCAAUUCGAAGAGGCGUAUAUCACGCUGAAAAAUCGUUUAUUAAAGAUUCUAAAAAAUAUUAAAAAUCGUGAUAGCCUUGCAGAAAUACAUUCGUCGUCCCAAAAUGACGUUAUAAAUCAACUCGCUCAACAACAGGCCGAGUUUCUUCGCAUGAUGGCUGCUAAAAUGGCGCCCGUAUCUGGUGAAAAUUCUACGGCACCUAAUUUUACUCCAGCGCAAAUGCCGUCGUCAGACCUAAAGUUGCCUCGAAUGAAUUUGCCUGUAUUUUGUGGUAAUUAUCUCGAGUGGCAGUCCUUUAUCGAUCUAUUCCAAAGCAUGGUUGAUCAAAAUCCAUCGCUAAAGGAUAGUCAAAAAUUAUAUUUCCUUAAGACUAAUCUGUCUGGUGAGGCUGCUUCGCUCAUUUCGCACCUCAAGAUUGAAAACGCAAAUUACGCGCCUGCCUUGCUAAAGCUGAGAUCACGCUACGACAAGCCGCUCGAAAUUGCUCACAAACACAUUGAACGCUUUCUAAGCCAACCAGCCUUGACAUCAGCAUCUGCUCACGGCUUACGUUCAUUGCACGACGUUUCAGACGAGGUCGUUCGAGCCCUUCAAGCCAUGCACAGGGAGGAUCGCGACACGUGGCUUCUAUUCAUUCUUGUAGAAAAAUUGGAUCAUGAGACUAAGCAGCUAUGGUGUCAAAGGGCGGCUGAUAUGCCAGAAGCGGAGAUCACACUAAAAUCUUUUCUCAGUUUCAUCGAAUCACGUAGCUUUGCUCUGCAAUCAGCACACCCAGCAAGGCAACGGACGGUUGCUACCUACAAGCCUCCCGUGAAACCACAGUACAGAGGAGCCGCAACUUUCGUCGCAACCAAUACAUCGUUAAAUUGCGACGUCUGCGGAAAAUCAUCACAUCCAAUCUACCAAUGCGGUAAGUUCAUGCACAUGAGCACCGAGGAAAGAUUAGCUACUGUCAGCAAACAAAGGUUAUGUCGCAAUUGUUUGAGGAAGCACCCCGGUGAAACGUGCAAAUCUGGAAACUGCAGAAAAUGUGGUUUACACCACCAUACCCUGCUGCACAACGCUCUUGAGCCACCAAAUUUUCAACAAACUCCGUCAAAAUCGUACACUGCUCAUGCUAGUGGUAAUCCGGCCGCCCAAUCGCUGAUUUCGGCCCUUGAUUUAGCCACUAAUAUUGAUGCCUCCAAUGUUCUGCUUGCCACUGUUGCCAUCAACGUUUUGGACAAACACGGACGACCACACGCCUGUCGCGCUGUUUUGGAUUGCGCGUCCCAAGUUAGCUUCAUCAGCGAGAGCUUUUCUAACGAACUCGGCCUGGAUCUGGUGGAAGCAGACAUGGACUUAGAAGGAAUAUCAUCCACUCCUGCACACGCAGACAAAUGCGUGCAAAUUAUCAUUGCAUCCCGAUGCUCGGACUAUCGCACUACCGUUCCAUGUAUGGUGCUAGAAAGGAUCACUAAAACACUACCUGUAAAGCAAGCUAAUAUCGACGGUUGGCCAAUUCCUUCCUCCAUCAACCUUGCUGAUCCUCUGUUUCAUCGCCCUGGUAAGAUCAACGUCCUGCUCGGCAUUGAACUUUUCUUUCAGCUGCUCGAACCUGGCAAAAUUACCCUCAGCACCGAUGACAGCUUCCCCACUUUGCAAAACACCAAAUUAGGGUGGGUGGUUGCUGGUCGUUAUCGAGAUACCAGCGUUUUGCCGCAGAGUAAAAUUUCAACGUGUUUUUUGACGUCAACUGAUGAAAACCUUUGCCAGCAAUUGCGACGCUUUUGGGAGCUUGAGGAGUACGUUGAAACUUCAUCUCAUCUCAGUGAGGAGGAAAAACUGUGCGAAGAAUAUUUUCUCAAACAUACCGUUCGUGAUGCCAGCGGGAAGUUUACAGUUCGGUUACCAUUUCUGCACCCCCCGAGUCAACUUGGCGACUCGAGGCAAAUGGCUGAGAAACGUUUGAGCCACAUCGAGCGAAAAUUACAUCGAAACCCUCAACUCAAGCACGAAUAUCAUGCCUUUCUUCGGGAGUACCUCGAACUCGGGCAUAUGACGCUUGCUGAGUGCCCAGCACCCAAAGGUAGCGUAUAUCUCCCCCAUCAUUGUGUAGUCAAAGAAGCCAGUUCUACCACAAAACGUCGCGUCGUCUUUGACGCCUCAGCGAAGACGACCAGCACUAAAUAA